This is a messenger RNA of Sinocyclocheilus grahami, 4068 nucleotides long. Its product is annotated as teashirt homolog 3-like. Gene Ontology annotation, biological process: regulation of transcription by RNA polymerase II. Bases 33 to 3473 code for a protein of 1146 amino acids. Gene Ontology annotation, cellular component: nucleus. The transcript is spliced from 3 exons. Lineage: Eukaryota; Metazoa; Chordata; Actinopteri; Cypriniformes; Cyprinidae. The record is from RefSeq and is a predicted model, not a curated record. Gene Ontology annotation, molecular function: DNA binding; DNA-binding transcription factor activity, RNA polymerase II-specific.
GGGCUCCUGAAAAAACCCCCUGAAAGAGAAACAUGCCACGGAGGAAACAGCAAGCGCCCCGGCGCUCUGCAGCAUAUGUGCCAGAAGAGCUAAAGGAGGCUGCCUUACUAGAUGAAGAUGUUGAAGGAGAUGAUUCACCUGUGGAGGAGGAACCUGCCAUGAAGUAUGUGUGCCAGGACAAUGACUUACUCCUUAAAGACAGGCAAGGCUUCCAUGACUCUCCACCGGCGGAUUUCUCCAGCCAUGAAAUGGACAGCGAGUCACACCUGAGUGAGUCCAGUGACCGCAUGUCAGACUUUGAGAGUGCCUCAGUGAAGAACGAAGAAGAUAGUUCAGCCAAGGAGCCCCUCACGUCUCUUUCAUCAACUUCAUCUGUGAUGAUGACGACAACAGCCAUGCCAAGCAGUGAGGAGGCAACAACAUUAGGCCCAGACAGCCUGGAGCAGAUGAAAGCUAUCUACACUAGCUUCCUGACCAACUCCUACUGGUCAUCUCUGAAUUUGAAUAUGUCUCAACAAUCAGCAGAAAAGCCCCCACGUAGUCAUAGUAGCAGCAGCAGUAGUAGCAGCAGCAGUAGCUGUGGUAGUGGCGGUUACGACUGGCACCAGACAGCAAUGGCUAAGACCUUGCAGAAUGUUUCACAGAACCAGAGUAGACUGCUGCACCCAGCAUCUGAGCCAAACCUCUUCAGUACUGUGCAGCUUUAUCGGCAGAGCACCAAACUCUAUGGUUCCAUCUUCACUGGUGCAAGCAAGUUCCACUGCAAAGACUGCAGUGCUGCCUAUGACACUCUGGUCGAGCUCACCGUGCACAUGAAUGAGACGGGCCAUUACCGAGAUGAUAACCAUGAGACAGACAGUGAAGGUGCCAAGCGCUGGUCGAAGCCUCGCAAGCGUUCCCUGCGGGAGAUGGAAGGAAAAGAGGAUGCCCAGAAAGUUCUAAAGUGCAUGUACUGUGGCCAUUCCUUUGAGUCACUGCAGGACCUUAGUGUUCACAUGAUAAAGACAAAACACUACCAGAAAGUGCCUCUUAAGGAACCAGUAACUCCUGUGGCAGCCAAGAUUAUCUCUUCAGCUCGUAAAAGAGCCCCCAUUGAGCUAGAACUCCCCAGCUCACCAGAUUCCAAUGGUGGCACCCCCAAGCCUACUUUGUCUGACCCCAAUGACCUUCUUCAAAAGACCCCCAAUCCCUAUAUCACACCUAACAAUCGGUAUGGACACCAGAAUGGAGCUAGUUAUGCAUGGCAGUUUGAGUCACGAAAAUCCCAGAUUCUGAAGUGCAUGGAGUGUGGAAGCUCACAUGACACACUACAGGAGCUGACAGCCCAUAUGAUGGUCACAGGACACUUCAUCAAGGUUACUAAUUCUGCCAUCAAGAAAGGCAAACCUAUCAUGGAGUCGAUGUCCACAACGGCUCCUAACACCAUACCUACUAAUGAAGACAAGGUACAGUCAGUGCCACUGGCUGCCACCGCAUUUUCCCCACCACCACCUGCACCUCCUCCCCCUAGUAUCUCCCCUGCCAUCACACCCAUGGAGAUUAAAAAGGAGGAGAAGGAAGUGGAAUGUACCAAGGAGACAAAUGAUAGCAAAGACAAGAAGGCAACAGAAAGUGAGACUGACGAGAAGUUUGAAGUCUCAUCCAAAUAUUCAUAUUUGACAGAGGAAGAUCUUGAAGAAAACCCUAAGGGGGGGUUUGACAUUCUGAAGUCUCUCGAGAAUACAGUAACAUCUGCCAUUAACAAAGCACAGAAUGGCACACCCAGCUGGGGAGGCUACCCCAGUAUUCACGCUGCCUACCAGCUUCCAAACAUUAUGAAACUGUCCCUGCGCAACUCAGGGAAAAGUUAUCCUCUGAAAUAUAUGUUUUCUGGAGAAGAGAUCCUGUCUCCUAUCAAAAGCCAACCUCUAAUUUCUCCACCUAGUUGCCAAGCAUCCCCUUUGCCCAAAAACAACUUCCAUGCCAUGGAGGAGCUAGUCAAAAAAGUCACAGAAAAAGUGGCCAAAGUAGAGGAGAACAUGAGGGAUCCUGGAGCUAGAUCUUCCCCCCUUAGACGGACCACACCCUCCCCUUGCAGUAGCGAUGCAGGGGAAUCUGCCAGAGGCGAGUCCCCAAAGGAAAGGAGAGGAGCCAAAACCCCUGAGACUAAUGGUGGCGGAAACACUCACAAAGACUCAAAUGGAGAUGCUCUUACAAAAGAGUCUCUGGAGAAUGGUACUGACCAUGUUGUCAAAGCCCCUAUGUCUACCUUAUGCAGCAGCACUGCUAUUAUAACCGACCAUCCUCCAGAGCAGCCAUUUGUCAACCCUUUAAGUGCGCUUCAGUCUGUCAUGAAUGUUCACCUAGGAAAAGCUGCCAAACCUGCCCUUCCGUCCCUUGACCCCAUGAGCAUGCUCUUCAAGAUGAGCAAUAGCCUGGCAGAGAAGGCAGCUAUUGCUGCCUCCACUCCAUCUCAGACCAAAAAAACCAACGAGCAUCUAGACCGCUACUUCUACCACAUCAACAAUGACCAGCCUAUUGAUCUGACCAAAGGCAAGAGCGAUAAGAGCAACUCCCUGGGAUCCGCUGCCCUGUCCUCCUCUACCUCCACUCCCACCUCAAUUUCACCAUCAUCAACCAUCACCAUGGCAAAAGCAUCAUCUGCUGUGGCUUCCUUCAUGUCCAACUCGCCUCUGCGUGAAAAUGCUCUGUCCGACAUCUCUGAUAUGCUACGCAACCUCACAGAGAGCCAUGCUUCCAAGUCCUCCACACCAACGAGUCUUUCAGAGCGUUCAGAUAUAGACGGAUCAACGCCAGAGGAAACAGAGGAGAUCUCUCCCGCUCAGAAACGAAAGGGUCGGCAGUCCAACUGGAAUCCUCAGCAUCUACAUAUCUUGCAGGCACAGUUUACCUCCAGUUUGCGGCACACGGGUGAUGGCAAGUAUAUUAUGUCAGACCUUAGUCCACAGGAGCGCAUGCAUAUUUCCCGCUUCACUGGCCUCUCAAUGACCACCAUCAGCCACUGGCUGGCCAACGUCAAAUACCAGCUGAGGCGGACAGGUAGCACAAAGUUCUUGAAAAAUCUAGACUCUGGCCACCCUGUCUUCUUCUGCAGUGACUGUGCAUCACAGAUACGUUCCCCCUCUACCUAUGUCAGCCAUCUUGAGUCACAUCUGGGCUUCCGGCUCAGGGACCUGGCCAAGUUGUCUGGAGAGCAUCUCGUUAGCCAGAUUUCACGCCAUAGCAAGGGGCUUUCUGAGAAACUGCUUUCAACCCAAGCGCAUUCUUUGGCCCAUUCAAUCCCCAACCCCAGCCCUCACUCACUUUCCCCCUCCCCUUCCAUAGAUGAGGAGGCAAAUGGCACCUCAUAUCAGUGUAAACUGUGUAAGCGGACUUUUGUCAGCAAGCACGCUGUCAAGCUCCAUCUAAGUAAGACCCAUGGUAAAUCCCCUGAGGACCAUCUUAUGUAUGUUAGUGAACUUGAGAAACAUUAGCGAUGACCAAGGACAAAAAAGGUCUCUCAUCUCUUUAUUUCCUGUCAUUUUUCAAGCCUUCUGACUAACAUUUCUUAAGGAAUAAAAAAUAUAUAUCUAUUAAAAGAACUGAAAGUAAUUAACGAAGAACUAAAUGCACAUAGAUGCCAGAAAACUACUGCUUAUUUGUGGCACAACUUUUGGAGUUUUCCUCUGGGGAACACUCAUUUGGCCCUAGGGACAUUAAUUUUCUGCAUUUUUAGUUCACAAUGGAAAGCUGAGAAAAUGAUAACAAAUUAUUUUCUAACUGUGCAGUACUGAGUGAAGAGAUCACUGGUAAAAUAUGAAGGUAAAUAAAAAAGACUAAAUGAAGUUGUUUGUAUUUGAAAGUUGUGUAAAUUUAAUUUUGUGGCAUCCUUGUGAUGCAGUAAGCUGCAUGCAUUAAUGAAAUGGUUUAGUUCAAUAUUUGAUAACUAAAUCUGGGCUUUUCUUUAUCUCUCUCUUUACUUCUCUCUCUCUUUUUUCCUUUUUCUUUUUUUAUGUGACCUAAGUAUGCUGGUAUCAGCAGAAAAAUUUAACCCUCUGAGUACGCCUAAAUACUUCUAUAUUUACAACA